This is a messenger RNA of Soboliphyme baturini, 1218 nucleotides long. NCBI's taxonomy places the organism in Eukaryota, Metazoa, Nematoda, Enoplea, Dioctophymatida, Soboliphymatidae. The record is from the annotation of a GenBank genome assembly.
AUGCAGAACCUUGUCGUCACGUGGGCCAUAGCCUUCAUACUUUUCCAGGGCAUCUUGACCGAAGGGGAAAACAUUGUAGUGAUUCCAAGCACUCUCGGUGACCUGAUCACUGGCAACGCGACCUCCGGAAAGACCAACAUUUAUAUCUACAACAUAAGCCUUGAUCAUGUGCCGAUGAUUGAUGCAUAUAUAAAUUUACAGAAGAAUGUAAGCGUGCCUUACAAGGAAUUUCAUUUGAGUGUCAACGCGUGGUCUUAUGGUGCUACGGUGUCUUGGUCGUUGCCGCUGACUCUUUUUGGCUACCCGUUUUUGUUCAGCAAAAAAUUGCUUUGUCCCGCCAAUUAUGUUUCCGACGGCCUAAAGACCACCCCUUUGUACGUUUCCAUCAGUUCAGCGUCCCCAGUUCCAAUUCCAUACAGAUUGAAGGCGACAUAUGAAAAUUACGGGUCGUUUAUUGUUCAUCCUGAUGCAGAGGUAAAGGCAAAAGUGAGUCCCACGCAUCCGACGAUAUUCCAAAUUGAUUUUGGAAAUCUUACCGCAGUGGACAUCACGUUCACUAGUCCGGAUCCGUACUGUGGCGUCGCGUUAGUGCAGAACGCGUCAUGUCCAAUUGUCACAUCGCUGGACGAGAUGAAACUUGGAGAUGCACGAAUCACAUUUACCACUGAUGCUUACCUUCAUCUUGAGAAUACAUCCUUUGCGGUCGUCUCGGACAAGUGCUAUUACAAUUUUCGGUGUCUUCGUUCCGGUGCUGGAAUCGUUGCUUUCAAUCAUUUUUCGGCUGCCCUACUCCCAUAUCUCAUUUUCGGGAUUAGCAUUGGCGCUUUUACCUGUUACCGAAUGAGAUGUGAUUUUCGAUUGUCGCUGAUCUCUGUAGAGUUUGCUUUGCUGAUGAUCUUCGAAUCUCUGAGUGCUUCCAUGUUCAGUUUCUGUCCCAAUCGUCAUACCGCCGGUUAUGGUAAUUACGGUGCUGUUUUUGUUCUGUUCUUUGGCAUGCACGCAUCUUUAGAAAAUAUGUUCAUCUUCUUGGCUUUAUCGUUCCUGAUCGCUCGCCGUACUGGUUUUUCAGUCGAGUCUCAUUCGCUGCACUACGUGCUGACUUUUUUGGCCUUCGCCGUUUUGCUGCCUACGUUUUGGUUGAGCGACAAUGCGCAAUCGCGCGUGAUUUACGCCUUUCUUCUAGUCGUUGUUCUCGUUUUCUACGGUAUGGGUAGCUGA